AUGACGUGCAACCAUCUCCUUUGCUGGGUGUUUGUGCUUGUGGCCUCUGGCCCACUGUCUGUCCAUACCAUCAUAGAAUCUGCUGAGAUGGCCUAUCCAGGACCUGUAUCUGCAGAGGACCGAAGAAUCGGAUCACUGGACGACCUGUCUCUCUCGGAGCAAACCUUCCCUCUACAGGAUGGAGCUGAUCUCAGAUAUUCUCCUUUUUUAUCUAGUAGAGACGGUGUUGGAACAAGUCAGCUGCCGAGAGGCCUCAAAAGAGAGGUCAUAUUGGAGAAGCAAAGUCUGCUAAAACCAUACAGUCAUAUGCUGGGAGUCCGAAAACAGUUCAGGAAGAGAGAAGGGAACUCCGAGUGUUUCUGGAAGUACUGUGUUUAA
Nematolebias whitei (Rio pearlfish) is the source of this 378-nucleotide messenger RNA. It is a transcript of the gene uts2a, whose product is annotated as urotensin 2, alpha. Gene Ontology annotation, cellular component: extracellular region. Bases 1 to 378 code for a protein of 125 amino acids. Gene Ontology annotation, biological process: regulation of blood pressure; blood vessel diameter maintenance. Gene Ontology annotation, molecular function: hormone activity. NCBI's taxonomy places the organism in Eukaryota, Metazoa, Chordata, Actinopteri, Cyprinodontiformes, Rivulidae. The record is from RefSeq and is a predicted model, not a curated record. The transcript has 4 exons.